AUGAAAACUGGAUCAGUGGCAGAUAGUAAAAGAACCGGCCGUCCUUCAACAUCAAGAUCAGAAGAAAAUAUUAAAAUUGUUCGAGAGAUGUUCACAAGAAGCCCCUACAAGUCAACACGUCAAGGAGCUCGUGAGAGCGGACUUACACGGCAUACUGUAAUGACAGCCCUUAAGUCUUUCAGCUUUCGUCCUUGGAAGCCACAUUACUGCCAAGAAAUAACUCCAGAGGACUGUGAUCGCCGGAUGGAAUACGAAGAGAUUAUGCUUGGAUGGCAUAGAGAUUGGUCAGAACUGUUUGAAAACGUUGUCUGGACUGACGAGGCAAUUUUUCAUGUUGGGGGCUUUGUUAACCGUCAUAACUAUCAUUAUUGGGCAGAGUUUGACCCCAAAAUAACUGCUCAGAAAAUGCAAAACCGUCCGAAGGUAACAGUUUGGUGUGGUAUGACAUCAAGUCAAGUUAUUGGCCCUUUUCUUAUGAGGGAAACAAUGAAUGGAGAGCGCUAUCUCAACCUGCUCGAAAAUAGAGUUUGGCCAGCUUUGUCAACGUUUGAUAACAUUAAAAAUAUGAUAUUUAUGCAAGAUGGAGCUCCACCACACUUCGCAUCGAAUGUCCGACAGUGGCUGCAUAACCGCUUCCCAGGGCGUUGGUUAGGUCGUCGCGGACCACACGAAUGGCCUGCUCGUAGCCCGGACCUCACGCCAUGCGAUUUUUUCCUGUGGGGUUGGGCAAAAGAUGAAGUCUAUCGCUCAAAACCUCGCACUCUUGAUGAACUGGAAGUAAGAAUUUAG
Messenger RNA from Parnassius apollo (apollo), 789 nucleotides. The record is from the annotation of a GenBank genome assembly. NCBI's taxonomy places the organism in Eukaryota, Metazoa, Arthropoda, Insecta, Lepidoptera, Papilionidae.